This is a messenger RNA of Alternaria arbusti, 2301 nucleotides long. RefSeq lists its product as uncharacterized. The transcript is spliced from 2 exons. Gene Ontology annotation, molecular function: SNARE binding. The coding region runs from base 1 to 2301 and encodes 766 amino acids. Lineage: Eukaryota; Fungi; Ascomycota; Dothideomycetes; Pleosporales; Pleosporaceae. Gene Ontology annotation, biological process: exocyst localization; exocytosis. The record is from RefSeq and is a predicted model, not a curated record. Gene Ontology annotation, cellular component: exocyst.
AUGGGCGACGUCGAGUCCGCCACGGUGAAGCUCGCAGAGCUGCUGCGACACCCAGAGGACCUCGACAAGAUACCGGCGCUGAAAGCCGAGUUUAUGCGCAAGAAGGCUGCUGUAGGCUUGAUAGAUGGCCAACUCCGACAUGGGCUGAAAGAGCAGCUCGAGUUGACCCAGUCGGGCAUGAGCAGCAUCACCGAGGGCCAGCGCACCGUCAACCUGAUCAAAGAGGAGAUGAUGAAGAUAGACAAGCUAUGCGCCGAGGCCCAGAAUAUGAUUCAGGACUUCCCGCACAUCAACCUGGUUGCGCAAACACACAAGAACUUUGAAUCGGUGGAGAAGAUGCGCAAUGACAUCGAGGCCUUUGAGGAGCGCCUGGAGAACCUCGAGAUCCUGCUGGCACAGGACGACGAAGACCCUGCGAACCAGCCGAACCUGCUACAAGUACACUACGGUCUGACCCAACUACGAGACAUCCGCGACGAAGCCAUGGGCCAGAUCAAGAACAGCGACUCUUCCACCGAACUCAUCGAUAACCUCACACUAGAGAGUGGUAUCACGGUGCAGGACCUCUUCGCGCGCUUGGACGAUGUCGUAGAGUGGUUUGACAGGCAUAUCGGCGAGGCGUGCAUAAACCUCAUACAGUUGGUGCAGACCGACAACGUAGGCAUGGUGGUCCGCUUGGCCGUCGUGAUUGAGGAAGAAGAGAAGACGGACAAGAAGAUCAAAGCGCUGCAAGAUGCGCAGAGAGAGUUCGGAGAUCUCGCUUCUCGCUUCAAGUCCAUCACACAAGGGCCCAAGGAGCUUCGCGGCUACAAGGAGAAGUUCAUUACCUCCAUCGAAUAUGUUUGCAAGGCAGAGAUGGACGGAGUGAGAGAACAAUUCCAAGAAGACCCCGAGAAAGUCGAAAAGUACUUCAAGUGGUAUUUCAACAACCUGAACACAGUCAAGCUGGGUAUGGUCGAGCUCAUGCCGAAGAAGUGGAAGAUCUUUGACACAUACACCAAUAUCUACCACAAGCAGAUGCACGACUUCCUCAUGGAGUUUGCCGAUGACGAAGCUCUUGGGCCGCAAUACCUGCUGGCUGUCAUCAACUGGGUGGACAAGUACUACGUCAAGAUGCAGAAGCUUGGGUACUCGGAAGAGCAACUACAGCCACAUGUCAUCGACAACCGCAGUCCCGAGCUGAUACGUACCUACCGCUCCGUUAUCAUCCAGGCUGUGGAUCAAUACAUGGAACGCAUCAAUACACAGGAUAGGCAGAGGUUCGUGCAGCAAGACAAAACUGCAUAUGAGACCAACUUUGACGGUAUCCUCCAAACGAAGGCUCUUGGAGACGUCUGGACGCUUUUCAGCCAGAACAUCGGUGUCGCUGCCAGUAGUCAGCGUCCCGACGUUGCUGAUGGUGUAGUCGACUCCAUGUUCCGUGCCCUAUUGUCUCGCCAGCGUAUAUGGACGCAACUGAUCGACGAAGAAAAGGCCAAAUACCUCGGACCUACUCCCGCGCAAGAUGAAGAUGAUAUAUAUGUCUUGCAGGAGUGGCUCAUCGCUCUUGCAAACGACCAGAUCAUCUGCAUUGACGAUGACAUUGACGGCAGUGGUCAAGCCUCCUUCCUGAGCGUCUUUGAGCGUGAAGUCACGCCUAUCGUCUCCCAGGAUUACAUGAUCGACAAGCUGGCCAAGAAUGUAGACGAGGCCAAGAACGGCUAUAUUGACAUUUCAUCGCACUGCAUACAAGUCUUUAGCGAGCUCAUCUUCAUGGUCGAUCUUAAGCCUGUGCUUUCCAAAUUCUUCACCGUCGAGUGGUACUCGAGGCAGGAUAUGGCAUCGAUCAUCACAACGUUUAAAGACUACGUGGAUGAGUUUCUCCCUAGGAUCCACCGCUCGCUACAGGAUCUUAUCAUCGAUUCUCUCGCUGACGAGCUGCUGGUUCAAUAUCUCGGGGCUGUGCGCAACAAGGGUGCCAAGUUCAAGAGGACGGAUCAGUUUGCAGACAAGAUGAAAGACGACCUUUACACAGCGUUCGAGUGGUUUGUGUCGUUUGGUGAGCAAGGUCGCGAUAUCAAGGACCGAUGGCGCGCUGUGCAACAGUUCCUCAAGCUGCUGGAAUGCGACAAGUCGCAGGUGCAGUUUGCGUAUGUGGAGUUCAAGAAUGCUUAUCGGGAUGUUAGUAUUACAUGGGUGGAAGCUGUUUUGAGAACAAGGGAUGACUUUGACCGGGGCAUGUUGAACGCGGUUAAAGCAAAGGCCGCAGAACCUAUAGCAGACGAUGCGCCUCCUGAUCCAAUCAUGGGCAGGGUGAAGUAA